UAUGACUGCAAUAAUCUGAAGUUAGCGUCGUCUGCUUUAAAAUCCUCACGAGCAGGCACGUUUGGUUUACAACCCUAAUUUCUCCAGGAUCACCUCCUACCGCCGACACUGACAGUACAUGCUGUUCUCACCCUCCAUGUGUGCGCGGGUGUGUUACCGCGUGUGUAAAUCAGAGCAGCUGCAGGCAGAGCAGCUGCAGGGACACAUGCUCUCUGCUGAUCUGUUUGGGGGGGGGGGGGGGGCUGAGCGUGGUUUGUGUACAGCUGGAGGGCUUCCCUCUUGGAAAUUCUGGGCUUAAUGACACAUUAAGCCCUCUCCAAGGGACUGGACUAAAGAGAACGAAAGAAAAAAAAAAAAAAAAUUGAAACGGGCAGGCAGGCUGAUGGCUUUUCCUGCAAAGUUUAGUACUUCAAAAGUUAACUUCUAAGCAACUGCAGAUGCAUGGAUAAAACCUAUCCUGGACAAUAUGCAGCAGCCCUUUCCUUUCCAUCAGCAUCUCCAAGUUGUUGCCUACCUGUGUUGGAUUCCCUUGUUGGCCAUUAGCACUGAGUCAGCUCCAUUAGCUCCCGAGUGCUCACCGGAGGGACACCGCGUCCUCCGCAAUCCCUACCGCAGCACCAGGUUUGACUCACUGGAGUUGCAGCGAACGGCGAUUCAGGACCUGGUUUGUGACCACUCCUUGCCACCGGCAUGGUACCGUUUCAUGAUCGACAACAGGCCCGCAGAAAUGCCAACGAGAUGCGUCGAAAUGAAUAAAUGCGGGACGCAAGCUCCAGUGUGGCUGUCGCUGAAGUCUGAAUCCCUGCCAGUUCCCGGUGAGAGCAAGCGGCUCACGGCCUGUGCUACCUGGCAGGUCUUCUUCGGGGGCACCAAGGACUGCUGCUUGUUUCGGAUACCCGUCGCCGUCAGGAACUGCGGGGAAUUCUUUGUGUAUCUCCUGCAGCCUACUCAAGGAUGCAUGGGCUACUGCGCGGAAGACAAACUCACAAGCCUGGCUUUGCAACCGGUGAUAACUCCCGAGCUUGUGCAAGGUCGCGUCCACCUGAAGUGCGCUUUCAGCCGCCCCUCCUCAAAGCCGCCGCUGCAGUACGUGGUGGUCUGGUCGCGCCUGUCCACCCCUGGCAAGAGAGAGCAGAUUCAACGUGACACCACCCUGCAGUCGUUUUCCUACGUAGAGAUGAACGGCGUCAAUCUCAGAUUGGGAGACACGGUCUUUUGCACUGUCACCGCUUUUACGAGGGACACUCCUGAGCAGCAGUCGUUGCCUGAAGAGAGCAAAGGUUUCUAUGCUGGGAUUAAGUUUUUACCAGAAUCACUACAAAUUGCAGAGGAUGGCAAAGAGCAUGUUUUGACCAUUCUGAGCACUGUACCCAUUGCCUGUCCUGGGCAUGAUGAUUCCUGUAAAAUUACUUUGCAGCUAAGUACUGAGGAUUUGGAUAGCCAAUUACUGGGGCCCCCGAACGUCGCCCUUUCGGCAUGCCAGGUGGAUCUGCUGCAGGCGCCCUGCUCGGAAAGCAGCUGUGCAGCCGCCGCGCUGAGAGUGACAGCCGUGACAGACUUUGCUCAGGAUGGGAACCGCGUCAGCCGCCUCAGAGCUGAACCGGUCGGAUGGAGGGAUUUGCUUUGGAGGGCUUACACACCUAAGGAUGUGAAGGUCACAGUUCGAGACCUCCCAACAGGGAACUGCUACUCUUUCACUGAUCCACACAUUAUCACAUUUGAUGGAUGGCGCUACGAUAACUAUAAAAUCGGCACCUUCCUUUUGUGCCGGAGCGUGUCGCGGGCAUUUGAAGUGCACGUUCGGCAGUGGGAUUGUGGAGGCCACCGCUCCGCCACCGCCUGCAAUUGCGGCGUAGCCGCGCGAGAAGGGGGUGACACCGUGGUGCUGGACACCUGCAAUGGCCAUUUUCGGGAGAGCAGACCCCAGUUAGCCAUCAAAAGCACCGAGGCAUCGCCACGUGUCAAAAUCCUAAAGUCCUACGGAGGGAGAAAAAUAACGAUCCUGUUCCCAUCGGGAGCAUUUGUUCGCGCCGACAUGAGCGAGUGGGGAAUGGGUCUGACGGUGAGGACGCCGGGUAGCGACUUCAACAGCACCAGAGGUUUGUGUGGCCUCUUCGACGGGAUCGGUCACAACGACCUGAGCAAUGAGCCUGAGGAAGACUUCAUAGAGGAGUGGAGAAUACCUCCAGGGAAGAGUUUAUUUGACAAGACUCCAGCACCUUCUGAGGGGAAGGAAAGGAAAAAUUACUGCAGAUGUCAGAAGGAGAGCACUAAGUCCGUGCCCGUGGUAAACACGCUGGAUGCCUUUCAGACUGCUUUCCCUCCAUCCUCUGGUUGCCGUUACGAUCAUGUGGAUUACACCUCAGCAAUCCCGUAUCUAGAUGUUACGUCAGAGUUUGUCACUCACUCAGAAAUAGAGUCUACUUUCAGAAAAGAUGAGAAACUGUCGACCAAGUCUUUUGAUCAGAGAUAUCUGCCUAAAUCAGUCCAAAAGCGAGGUAGCCCCGAGGACCGAUUAAAACCCCUCGCACACAAUGUUUCCAUGAAAAGCAAUAGUUCCAUUAACUCUACCAAAGCAACAGAAGACCUAAGGAGAGCAAAAAGGCAAGAAGACUAUUAUGAAUACUCAUCCUUUCACCCAUUGCAUGGCCCAAGCCAGAGAGACUCAGAGCGCUUUGCAUAUUUUUUCCCAGAGGACUACUUUGAAGGGAUUAGGACGAAACUUCCACUGGCAUGGCCCACUCCCAAUGGCUUAACUGCUGCCAAAGCUCGGGAGAUUUGCCACCAAAUUCUUGCAAAUUCCACCAUUGGCUUAGUGUGUAAAGGUCUCCUUGGAAAACAGAUGGAUGAGGCAAUUGAUAUCUGCCUUUUAGAUCUGCAGCUCAAAGAUGACGUGGCUUGGGUGAGGGCACUGAUAGCCCUUUUGGAAAAUGAAUGUGAAAGGAGAGUGUUAGGAAACAGAAACAGAGUGUUUCAUGUAGGAAACCAGCCAUCUGCUACCCAGGAGGAAAUCCUCACCGCUCUCCGGUGUCCUGCUUUCUGUAAUGGCAAUGGACAAUGUACUGAACUGGGCUGCCAAUGCUUUGAAGACCACAGCUCCUACGACUGUAGCAUUGCCAAAAAGCAAGCUUUGGAAAUCACGGGCUUAGAGAACGGGGGCCUCUGCGACGUCCGUGCCUCUGACUGCGCCACGAUCCGGGUGUUUGGCCUCGGCUUCAAAGAGUCGCCCAACCUGCACUGCGAGGUCACCAGAUUAAUUCAUCUCAAUGGCGAAUGGAUAUCAAGAGAACAAGAAACCACAAAAGCAGAUUUUGUCAGCUCUGAGGCUGUUGACUGCCAGAUUCCUCUCCUGAACAUUACAGAGACAGAGGCUGUGCACUUUGUGGCGGGUGAUGAGCCGUUCGCAAGAUGGCAAGUGAAAAUCACUAACGAUGGCUUCCAGUACAGUAAUUCCAGAGUGCUGACCCUGUAUGAUGCGGUCUGCCAGGCCUGCCAAUUCUAUCCAACCGGACUUUGUAAAUUAAAGGAAAAUACUUGUAAUAUAGAUGGACUUUGCUAUGGUGAAGGAGAGUCAAGCCCUACCAGUCCUUGUCUUCUUUGUGAACCUGACAUUUCUAAGUUCACCUGGUCUAUUAAUGAAAACAACCUGCCUCCUGUGUUCCAGGCCCCCUCCAGCCAGCCGCUGACAUUUAUUGGUGAGAAUUUUGUUUACCAGUUAGUAGCUGUGGAUCCGGAAGGGUCAGCUGUGCUAUUCAUCUUAGAGGCUGGGCCACAGGAUGCCAGGCUCUCUCCUGCUGGCCUUCUUAUCUGGAAAGUUGAUUCAGAAGAAAUGCAGACCUUUGAAUUCACUGUGUCAGAUGAAUGCAACGCACAGAGCAGAUACUCUGUUGAGGUUGGAGUGAAGCCCUGCAGCUGCCUCAAUGGUGGAACAUGUGUUACCAAUAUUAAAUUCCCUCCGGGCCUUGGUGAAUACCUGUGCUUAUGUCCAAAUGGAUUUGAUGGAGAAUUUUGCCAGGAAGAUAUUAAUGACUGCAAAUCAAACCCCUGCGGCAGCGGAACGUGCGUGGACAGUGUGGAUAGCUACUUUUGUAAAUGUCCCCCUGGUUUGGGAGGGCUUACUUGUCAGGAAGACAGGAAUGAAUGUGAAGAGAGUCUUUGUUUUCCUGGAGUGUCUUGUAUGAAUACCUUUGGAUCAUAUGCAUGUGGAAUUUGCCCCAGUGGGAUGGAGGGAAAUGGUAAAACUUGCAGAUCUGUGCUUGCUGCUGACAUUACAAAAGCUUUAAGCAUUGAAAAAGGCAAUGCUAAAGGUGAUUUGAACAAGACCGAGGUUGAGCAGCCACUGCAACCCUUAGAGGCAAAGGAUUCUCCUGUAAUUAAGAAUUUUAACAUAAGUGAUCGACAUGGCCAUGCAGCACCACUGUCACAUAUUACUACCUGUGCCAACAGGCCAUGUUUUCCUGGAGUGUUAUGUUUUGAUCGGAAACCCCCUUACAUUGGAUAUGUCUGCGGCCGAUGUCCAGCAGGGUUUUUUGGAAAUGGUCGAAUCUGUACCAAAGUCCUCAGACCAGUUUCAAGAUCUUCCCAAAGGCAUGUGGAUUUUGCUGGAAGAAGUAUUGAAGAUGCUAGAGGCUCUCACCAUGAAAAUGUUUUAAAGACAUCAAGAAACAUACAUUCCCUUCUUUCCCAAACCCAAAUUCCAAGACAAGAAACUACAUACUUUUUGGAAAGAAACCCCACAGUCAUUAACACUCCAUCCCUUACAACGAAAAGGAAGACUUCCCAAGUUCAGACAUUGUCAGCAAAAAAACCUGAUAUGGAGUCUACAGCAACUGAGAAACAAUCUUUUCUUGAAAAAAGAGGUGAUACACACACUUUCCUUCUGCACGAGGAGCCAGACCCCAGAGCCACAACUGUCAGUGCGAUAACCCAUACCCCUCUCCAUUUUAAACAAUACAAACCAGGUACAACUCAGAGUGUUCCUUCUCGUCACAACACAAAUACAAGUUCAUUCUUUGCAAGGCCACAUGCUGUUCAGCAAACUCGUUCCAAGUAUGGCUAUUCUCCCAGAAAAUGGCCCAGUCGAGUCGCAGUCUUGAAGACUAAACCACCCCAAGAUUUCCCAACAGAGCAGCAGAGAGCAUCUCCUUUGGCAGCACAUCUCACCUCCUCUUCCCAUUUAAUAGGCUCUUCCCUUGAUACAGCUCCCCAAAGUGCUAGCGUCCCAGCGGGGUCUGCUCCCCAAGCAAGGUUUCCAGUACAGACCACAGCAGACAGAAAGGCAUACAACACAGCGAUGGAUCAUGUGGAACUGCCGAAAACCAGCAGUAGGACGCAUCAGAAAGUCGUUUGCGCUAAUAUGCCAUGCUUUACUGGUGUGCAGUGCCAGGUGGCCGAAGACGGAGGAUUUAAAUGUGGGCCUUGUCCCAGUGGAUACAGCGGUGAUGGAAUUACAUGUGAAGUCCACUGUGACCCACCAUGUGAACACGGAGGAACUUGUCUAUCUCAAAAUACUUGUUCUUGUGCUUAUGGGUUUGUUGGGCCUCGAUGUGAAACAAUGGUGUGUAACAGACACUGUCACAACGGAGGGGUCUGUGUGUCACCGGAUGAGUGCAAAUGCAGAAAUGGAUGGAGCAGUCCUUCUUGUGAAACAGCUGUGUGCAAUCCUGUGUGCUUGAAUGGAGGGAUCUGUGUACGGCCAAAUAUGUGUACAUGUCCUUAUGGUUUCUACGGGCCACAGUGCCAGAGAGCUGUUUGCGUUCCCCCUUGUAAGAACGGUGGUCACUGUGUUCGAACCAAUGUGUGUUCCUGUACUGAGGGCUACACUGGAAGAAGGUGUCAGAAAAGUGUCUGUGAUCCCAUGUGCAUGAACGGAGGGAAAUGUGUACGCCCAGAUGUCUGCGACUGCCCAUCUGGUUGGAGGGGAAAGCACUGUAAUAAACCUGUUUGCCUGCAGAAAUGUCUGAACGGUGGAGAAUGUAUAGGUCCAAACAUCUGCGAAUGCUCUGAAGGGUGGGUAGGAAUGCUGUGCCAGACCCCACUUUGUGAGCAAAAAUGUCUGUUUGGAAGCAGAUGCAUAAGACCAAAUGUCUGUGCUUGCAGAAGUGGCUAUACUGGUUCAGCAUGUGAAAAGAAGCUCCCAAUAGGAUGAAGAUAACAUAACAACAACAGGACAAUGAAGACAAUCAUUUGGGUAUUGAUAAUCUGGCACUGAGCACGUUUUUCAUUUGGGAAGAUAGUGUGAAGAAAUUGCUAGUUCUCUCCCUUCUAUCCUCAUAUAAUCACACAGAAGAAUAAAAAAAAAAAAAACAACCAACCCUUCUCAUAUGUCAAUAAACCUACAUUUAUUUUCAAACCUGUCUAUGGCAAGGCUCAAAUUCAUGAUCCAUGGCUGUAGUGACACCAUCACAAUGACUGCUCCUGACAACAACAAGAUUUUAAAAUGGCACAGACCAUUUUAUAAAGAUUUUUAGUGCCAUGUUAUUCUGCUUUCAUUAAAAUUUGAAGGCACAGAUAAAUUUCCUCAUUUCUUCCCAUUUUUUUUAAACAGGUAUGUUUGCCUACAGUCUAGAGAAAAGUGAAUACAUAAGAUCCUGCUGCUUCUGAGAAAUUUCAGUGACUACCAAGGGAAAGACCUCAAUAAUGUUUAACCAAACUAGCUCCAGCCUGUAUUGUCUUUCCCUGAGUAACUGCUAGAGCCAAAUGCUUUAGUUUCCUAAGUUGCUAAUGUAUCAGCAUUUAUUUGUGGAGGUAUCAAUGCAGUACCUGGUGAAAUGCUGGCUUUUAUUUGCCUUUACACCUGAGUUCUUCUUUGCCCUCUGUAAUGGCUAUACAUUGCUCCCGGGCAAGUUAAUGGUCGACAUGCCAAGGACACAGAAGCCCCCAUGUAGCCAUACAGUCUUAAUCCCUGGAAGCACUUUAUAAAACUAGCUCUCUAAUCAUACAGUAGGGGCUUAGUGAAAUACUGGAAAACCUAGGUGCUCUCAGAAAUCUGCAUCUUAAUCCGAAAAUUCAGGUUUACAGAAAUCUACCAUUGGGUCACCUACCAGUGGCCAAAAGAUGAGCCGCGUGUUUCAUCGCAGGCAGUGGUACUGACGUGGGAUGGGAUGGAGCAGUGGCAGGAAACCUGGCGGAGGGAGGAAGGAGUGCAAGGAAAGGAAAGAGGACACCAAUUAUAAGUUCACUUGGAAAAAAGAGUUUUAAACUGUCACCUCGGACAACUCGGGUUCGGUAAAGUAAAUCCCAAACCACGCUCUGGGCAUUCAUGCUCUCCGUUCAUUUGUCUCACUGGAAGAUUCAGAGUAACUGAAAAAAGACCAAAAUCUCAGUGCCUUGAUGGAGGAAUACAGAAGUUUUGACACUCCCUCACUCUUCCAAAAGCAACUUAGGGGAACAAUGAUACAAGUAAGGAUAUUUUGAUUGAACGUUCAGGGCUGCAACAGUAACUAGAUGUAAGAUUUGAUCUGACCCUUACUGUCAAUUUCUAAGAUUAAAAAAUACUGACUGUGAGACCUUUGAAUACUGCAAAUUAAGGGUUUAAAAAAGCUUGGAAUAACUGUCGCUACUAUAAUUCACAGAAACAUUCCUCCUCCCUUUCAUCCAGCUCCUAAUAAUAGCAUUUUUUCCCCACGUCUAAUAUCGCAAAAUGAUUUAAAUGUAUCCAUUCUGUUUUCCAAUAAAUGAUUCUCUAUUCUUUA
Aquila chrysaetos chrysaetos is the source of this 7694-nucleotide messenger RNA. Its product is annotated as von Willebrand factor D and EGF domain-containing protein-like. Gene Ontology annotation, cellular component: cell surface; extracellular region. Gene Ontology annotation, biological process: anatomical structure development. Gene Ontology annotation, molecular function: calcium ion binding; signaling receptor binding. The record is from RefSeq and is a predicted model, not a curated record. NCBI's taxonomy places the organism in Eukaryota, Metazoa, Chordata, Aves, Accipitriformes, Accipitridae. The coding region runs from base 467 to 6148 and encodes 1893 amino acids. The transcript is spliced from 29 exons.